Molecule: messenger RNA, 2773 nt
Organism: Pecten maximus
Lineage: Eukaryota; Metazoa; Mollusca; Bivalvia; Pectinida; Pectinidae
Product: cyclin-dependent kinase 4 inhibitor D-like
Exons: 6
Coding region: 371-1273 (300 amino acids)
Molecular function (GO): protein binding
Source: RefSeq, a predicted model, not a curated record
CCAGGGGUCAAAUCAAUCACAUUAACACUGACCGUAGAUAGGCUGCUCAGGAAAAAUGAGGAGGUUGUCGUACGGUUAGCGACAAAAGAUGGUAGCAUUAUCAUGGAAGACAUCAAAAACGAGGAUGGCGUUAAGAGUACAAUUGUUACGAUGACUGUUCCGCUCAGAGCCGAUGGAAUAACACAUUUCACUGUGAUAAGCAGGGAAAAAACAGAAGCUUUUCAGAUUUUCAAGCAAGCAGUCUCACUGACACUGGAAAGUGAACCGGAAGCGGAAAUUAACAUCCCUGCUGACACUUUUAAAUCUUGUGAACUUUUUGUAAAGUUUGUGGAUACGACAGAGAUUAUCGAAGAAUACGAGCAGGAUCAAAAUGAUGAAAGAACACCAGGGAAUGCCUGUCCUGAUGUCAGAUAUCCUUGACAUCACCACAAGUGACGACAAAGAGCCUAAACAAGAAAUAGAAAUUAAGAUACCGAUCACAGCAAAAUCUAGAUCAGAAGGCAUCGUUAUUUUAAAGACACCCAAUCCUGAUCCGAAUCUCUUGAAGUGGGAGUGGGAGGAAAUUCCAGCGGAAAUUAAAAAUGACAAGGUUGAGUUUAAAAUAAGCCAUUUUUGUAGAUUUGCAGCGGUUGCCCAGAAAUCAUUAGAGGCCAGCCCCGUCACUGCGACAAAUGCAGUAAUGAACGCCUCUCAGCACAAUCGACUAGUGAACUUUUUAGUCGCAGUAAAAAUACCGGAAGUGAACGAAAUACAAACAAAUAUGACGAUAACAUGCGGAACAAAACGUACAAUAAACAACGUGAAAGGGAAAUAUGACAAGAGCUACAACUGUUCUAGUCUGGGAGCAGAUUUGCCACUGGUUCAGAAUGGACAGCGGUUUAGGAUUGUUAUUAAUGGGGAAAUAACAGUGGAGAGUGGGGAAAACAUCGAGCUGAUAUUUAAUGACAAACAAGAGAGCUCACGAGAACUGGAGAUCAGCUAUACUUCUUCGGAUAUUUCCGGGACUGUUGACAUUUAUCCAGUAGCGCAUUACCAGGUACCGGUGGUCGAGGCUAAGUGUUGCUGUUACAACUUAUGUACUAAAAAGAUGAGCGUGGAGCCGUAUGAAGACAAAAGAGAGGAGAAACUCAGUACGAUAGCAUUCAAAGCAACACUUACCAACCAAGAUCUAGGAAUAUCCCAACAGUCACAACCCCAAGAGAGACCGAUGAGAACUACUCUUUCAAAUCUCCCGGUUGAAACGCUGCGAAAACAUCUGUCUAGGACGAAUUGAGAUACGGCCAAAUGACAUCAAUAAUGAAAGACACAAAUAAGACAUUCUUGCUAUGUUUGUUAUGAAUAAACAACAUAUUUUCUCGCUGAAAGUGAUAGUCCAGCUGAAGUAUGGGGUGGUCACAAUACGAUGCCUUAUCAAUGACAAUUCAUGAACAACACCCAAAUGCGUGUCCUAUUCCGCCUUAAUCAAACUGGAAUACAACACUCUCCUCAUCAAUCUGAAGUAUAUUAGGAUUUAAUGGAUGAUCAAACAUAUUCUGUUAGCAUAACACUGAAAACUUGCUCGUCGGGAUAUAACAUUUCUUGCAAAAUUUCACACUGAUUUUUGACUGUCAGAAUCGGUUAUUCGCAUGUUCUUGCAAAUAUAAAUCACAAACGGUUGUAAAUUGAAAGUGUGGGGUUUCAAUGGCUACAUUCUGUCAUCGUUGUUAGACAAACGGCCGGGGAAGGGUACAUCCACUGAGAUUUGGAUGAGAUAUAUAUUUUUUCUGACAGUUAAAUCACCCAAGGAAAGAACCAGGAAGUAAAUUGGCCAACUAGUCGAUCAUAACGACACGGAUGGCUGCCUGUCAUCGUUGUAAGACAAACGGCCAGGGAAGGGUAAAUCUACUGAAAUUUGGACGUGAUUUAUAUUUUCUGACAGUUUACUCACCCGAAAAAAGAACCAGGAAGUAAAAUGGCCAACUCGUCGAUAAUAGCGACACGGAUGGCUGCCUUACAAUGAGACUACCGUAGACUGUUAACGUUAGUGUCAUUUUGUGUGUUUACAACCAUGUAAUAUUGAUUGUGGUGAUGUGUAUCGCACAGGUGAAUAUGUUGUAUAGAUUAAUUGUCAUGCGCUUAAAAGGUAUUUGUUAAUGGCGUCCUUGUCAAUGAGACAUAGGAAGAAUAAAGCAUACCAUUGUUAUAUAUACAUACAUAUAAUGAAUACAUACCUCAAAUAUCUACAUCAGUGUCGAAAAUUAAACAUCGAGCAUGCCCAUAUUCAUUCCACUUCAGUCUUCAAAGUAAAAUAAUACUUUAUUGAAAUGGACAAGAAGGAUAUAGUUUACAUACAUUGUAUAAUAAAUGAACUAAAAUGUCUCAAAAUCAACAGAUAAAUAAAGAACAAGGAAACGGUAACACCAAUUAUGGAAACGAAACUGAAUUCUAAUAAAGACAAUACAAGUGAAGGUAAAUGAACUACAUUUGUAACUACAUAAUAAGAUAAUUCAAUUUAGAUGCUUCGCUCUUUGAUUUUCGAGUAUAUAUCUUCAAGUACGGGGAUAUACAACAUAAGCCAUGUAUUGCGGCCUUUGGUGCUGUUUCUGUGCUAUCUGUACCUAUAUUAUUAAUGUAAUUAUCUUACUGUAUUGGUAACAUUUCAAUAACAAAAUAUUCCCAUCAGUUUCCAAGGGUCAAAAUCUUUUAAAUUGUGCUGUCGUUUCUUCUACUUGUGUGUGCUUGUGUAGUUAAUAAUUGACAAAUAUGGAACAAAUAAAAUUGAUUUCAUAUCAUU